CCAUCAUCUUAAUAAUAAUACUUGCUGAAUGGUCAAGGUGGUCGUUGGUUGGUUAUAAACAUAACCAUGGAGGGACCAUGUGGACUGGAAAUACAAAGGGGACCAGUAAUUUUGUUGAGAGCUUCAAUUCCUUUCAGCGACGUUAAUGCCACCAUCUAUGGGACCGCUUCCCGCCACUUCCAUCAUCCCAAGAAACCAUUCUUCUACUGUUUGUUUGAACCAUUCCCUUCGAUUUAGCCAUUGGUUUGGUCAUCAAUCUUUCUUUGGGAAAGGAAGGCCUGCAGUGCAGUCUGCUGCAAGCCAAUGGGUUCUUAAACCUAGGACAGAACGAGCAAAUGGUCGGUGUCUCAAUAAAUGCAGUGAUUUGUCGCCAUCAGGAAACGGUAAAUUCUUUAAUACUUCCGACUUAGCAGAGGCUUCAAAAUCAAAUCAGUGGAUUUGUCAGAUGCCGACGCUAGGGGGAAUUGAUGUCACUGUCACCAAGCCCAAACAGGAAGGACUCCUAACUGAGAGAUCGAUUGUGUUGUUCUUCUCCUGAUGAAGUUUGUAAUACACAAUCGAUUAGUGAACAAAUAGUGCUAGGGUUUGUUGGUCAGGUAAUGUUUGUAUGAAGUGACUGUUGGGCAUGUUCGACUUUAAUUAAAACAUUCUUUUGUC
Molecule: messenger RNA, 657 nt
Organism: Linum trigynum
Lineage: Eukaryota; Viridiplantae; Streptophyta; Magnoliopsida; Malpighiales; Linaceae
Source: the annotation of a GenBank genome assembly